UAGAUCGCAAAGAAACGUCAAUACAGCCAUCGUUUACAUGCACCGAUUCUACAUGUUCCAUUCGGUGACAAAAUUCUGCAAGUACAAGAUAGGAAUCGCUUCACUUUUUUUGGCAUCAAAGGCAGAGGAUGCGCCUAUAAAAAUGGAACAUAUUCUAAUACAGGCGCACAGGUUAUUUUACAAAAACGUUGUGAUCGACAUGAAGUCAGAGCAAUAUUUAAAAAUGACUGAUGAUCUACUCCUCUGUGAGAAUACUAUUUUGAUGACUCUCGGUUUCGACCUUACAAUUGAGCACACUCAUGCUGAGGUCGUCAAAGGGUGCUCCAUGAUACAAGCCAGCAAGGAAUUGGCCUCAGCUUGCUACCUUAUGGCAUCAAAUAGUUUGCAUUUGACGACGAUGUGUCUGCAGUACAGUCCCAAAGUUAUUGCCUGUUUCUGCAUUCACAUGGCUUCAAAGCGGCUAAAUUAUCAGAUUCCACUGAGUACAGAUGGAAGGCCAUGGUACGUGUACAUUGACAGGGGCGUCACGGAGGCGCUUCUGAACAAAUUAAGCGACGAGUUUCUUGGCAUAUUUGAUAGAUGUUCGCCAAAGCUUAAGAAUGCCGCCAAAAGGGGACAGAUCAAGUCUGAUUCACACCAGAAGAAGCAGGAUGCUGUGAGCCCCGAUAAUCAUAAUAAUAAUCCGGAAAUUGUAGUUACGCGACCAGAAAAUGAUGAGAGGAAAGUGCAAGAAGAAAGUAUUUAUCCAACGCCUCCGUCCUCACAAAAGUCGGUCUUUAGUCCCGAGGAAAGCUAUCCCAUUAAUUCUCCCAAGGAAUUUCAAAAUGGUCAUCAUAGUCAGUAUGUUUAUUGUACUCAGUACCAAGGACCGGAAGUUUCAGUGACACAGUCCAUGCCGCAGAUAUCACGACUUGAAACCGACCAGAGGCAAAUGCAACGAAAAAUUGAUUUUCCAACGCCUCCGUUCUCGCAAAAGUUGAGCUUUAGUCCAGAGGAAACCUAUCCCAGAAAUGAAUCUCAACAAUGGAACGAGUCUCAGCCGAUUAUUUCGACCCCAUCCCAAGUGCCUCUCCUACUUUCUGCUGCAUCACCCAAUCUGAUGACGCCUGUUGCCGGUUCACUAGGUAUGCAGGAAAGUUUCCUUAAGCGACGAGCCUCCGACAAUCUGAAUCCCUCUGCAAAACGUCACUGCAACUCCCCCGAUUUCACAAGGUCGGCAAAAUUGACCGAAGAAAUAUCUUCCAUUCUGAAGACUGCUGUCAUCUCGACCGAGCUCGAUAAGCCCAACACGCGGCUUCACAUAGAAAAUUUUACCGCGGAACGAACGCUCACCCACCAGGUCUUCAUGGAUCCUCCAAUUGGUAUCUUGGAUGAGCGAAGAGGAAAGCAAGAGAUUUCGAUUCCUGAAGAUGAAUCCCAAACUGUAAAAGUUGACACGUCGACGGUUCAAGGUCAAUCAUUACCGAAUACUGUUGAGGAGAUUAAAAUAAGUAAGCGCAAGAGCAAGAAAGCAAAAAAAGAGAAAAAAUCGAAAGAGGCGAAAAAGGAGAAGAAACGGAAUAAGAGGGACAGGGAAAGGAGGAGAGAGGAACGUAGAGACGAGCAGACGACAGAUAAUGGGACGUUGAAAAGUGAGGAAGAGAUCUCGACGAUAUCGCUCAAAAUUAGAAUUCCAAAGGAUAGGCUUAACUUGAACAACGACUUUCUACUUGCCCCAGAAAGCGAGUCCAAAUCGCCCCAGAACGGCAGUUUGAAAAUCAAAAUUUCUAAGAAGAGACUGAAUUACUGCGACACGUACUCGACAAUACCCGUUUAGACCUUCUAAGGG
Molecule: messenger RNA, 1828 nt
Organism: Belonocnema kinseyi
Lineage: Eukaryota; Metazoa; Arthropoda; Insecta; Hymenoptera; Cynipidae
Product: cyclin-T2-like
Exons: 7
Coding region: 38-1816 (592 amino acids)
Biological process (GO): positive regulation of DNA-templated transcription, elongation; regulation of transcription by RNA polymerase II
Cellular component (GO): nucleus; cyclin/CDK positive transcription elongation factor complex
Molecular function (GO): cyclin-dependent protein serine/threonine kinase activator activity
Source: RefSeq, a predicted model, not a curated record